GCACUUGCAGCACCAUCUUCCAGCUGGAGGCGUACGGUCUGUUGUGCCCCCAACAGUCGUACCGUUUCUUAAUACUGCACUCCUUCCUUUUUCUCUCUCCUUCUUCUUUCUCUAUCUUCUUUCUUCUUCUUCGUUCUUCUUCUUCUUCGUUCUUCUUCUUCUUCGUCUAUCUUCUCAGUUCAUCAUGGUGGCACCAGGCGAGAGCAGCAGCAGUGCAGGCAAGGACAAAGUGAAGGCAGGUGCACCCAAAGAUAAGCCACCGUUCGAGGCCCAACCAGACAAAAAGCAGGAGGCGUUGCAGAAGGAGAACAUCGUGUACAAGUGGAUAGUGCGGGGGCAGGCAACAGAGCCAAAAGGGUACGGCCAGUAUUGGGUCCGCUGCAAGCUCUGCCACCAGCAGUUCACUGCGUCCUCCACCCGAGCGAUGAAACACUUCAUGCGGAAGGGGAAGCCUUGUCCAUAUAGGAACGGGGAGAUCCUGCAUCUCCUGGCACUAAGGGGAGGGAAGAUUGAGGGGGAGGCUACAAAGAAGAUGGUCCAUCAGUAUCGUGUACAGAAAGGGAUUGCAGAGGAUACAGGGAUGGAGCCGACUGGUGCAUUGGUGACAGGCAAAUCAAAUGAGAUGGAAGAGCUUCUCAGGCCGCCGCCUGCGCCUGGGAGAGAAGUUCGGGUUGAAGGGCAAGCAGCGGUAGGAGCCCCUGUGGAGGACACACAAGACAAAAUAGUCCCUCCAACAGCGGGGCCCUCCUUCCAAGCCUCCACAUCCGUGUCAAAGUCCACGAGAACCACACAGACCUCGAUCCGGAAGUGGGCCGAGAACGCAACCCAGAAGAGGUUGGACACCCAAUGGGGGAGGGCGUUGUUCAGGUCCGGGGUCCCUUUCAAUUUCGUCAGACAAGAUGAGAYGCGCGCCCUCCAUAACCUGUACAUGCAAUUGGGGGCCACCAAGGCGAAGGUGGACAUGUCGAUGUUCGAGACAGUCCGCACCGCCAUAUUGGAUCUUGUGUAUGACCAGGUGAAGCAGGAAGUGCGACCCGUGAUGGACAAGUGGGACAUUUCAGGCUGCACACUCAUCACAGACGGCACUACUGAUCGAAGGUGGAGACCCGUCAUCAAUUUCAUAGGCGUCGGGGAAGGAGGAGCAGUGCUGAUCAAGGUGGUUGACAUGAGCCAUAGGAAGACGAAUGCGGCUGCCAUUGCCAAGUUAUGGGAGGAGGUAAUCCGGGAGAUGGGGGUCCAUAGGGUGAAUGCCAUCUGCACGGACAAUGCACAAGUGAACAAACGGGCAACGAGGAUCCUAUCUCUUUGCAAGGAUCCGUACAUUGCAAGGAUCCCCUGGGUCCCCUGUGCUGCACACACCUUGAGUUUGCUGCUGAAGGGUAUCGCGAAACUCUCGUGGGUUGCUACGAUUGUGAAGAGGGUGAAGAUGAUGGUGAAGUUCAUCAGGAACCACCAUUGCACAGUGGCUUUGUUCUCAGCAUGUUCAUUGGAGGAAAUGAAGACCCUCAUCAUGCCCACAAAAGUUAGGUUUGCCUCAACGUAUCAAAUGCUUGAGAGGCUGUGUGACAGGGAUUGGGUGUUGAAGGAGAUGAUGGAGAGGGGUUGGAACAACAUCCAUUGGAGCACAAGGAAGCUCCGUCGAAAGGCGGAACGAAUAUUCCUCACGGUCCGUUCCGACGAAUGGUGGAUCGAGGUGCAGCGAAUAGUCAGUGUCAUGCGGCCUGUGAACGAGUUGCUGCGUAGGAUGGACCGCGACGGCGUUGCACCCUCACAAUUGUGGGGGUUUGGGGAACUUUUGGAGAAGCGGUUGCGCAUGAUCUUCGGCCUCACGGAGGAGCAGCGGCAGGACGUCAUGGCGAUUGUUCAUGAUCGAUGCAAGAUGAUGAGGCAGCUUGCGCAUGCUGCUAACUUCUUGCUGGCGCCGAACAGGAGGGACCCUCGCUGGGUGUUGGACAAGGACAGUCUUUUGGUGCAAAAUGCCAUCAAGUACUUYGUGACGCAGCUCGGAGGGGAGACGUGGGGGUCGGAGCAGUCCCACGUUAACGUGUGGCAAAGCUUGUGGGCGUUUCAUUGCGAGCCUCCGACGAAGGAGGAGCGUGCAAAGGAGCCCAUGUGGGAUGGCUUUGGCWUUGCAGACAGCUGUCUUGAUCGUAAGACAKCAUCUCAAUGGUGGGCUUCAUAUGGUGGGAACCACAAGGAUCUGCAGAAGAUUGCUWCUCGUCUCACURCGAUGUGGAGCACGGCAACACCAUCCGAGYGAAAUUGGUYCUCCCUYGACCUCAUCCAUACGAAGAGGAGGAACAAUCUCUCAUCUGAGAGCCUCGCAAAGCUUGUAUACAUACACUGGAACAUGCAGCUCCAGUCUAUCCCGAAGAGCAUGAAGGACGRCUUCGUUGAUGUCUGGGCAUGUUUCUUUGAUGACCYGGAGGCUYCGCCCGCCAACGAUCCUGCURUUCUUCCACGACCCUUGGAGCUGGAUGAGGAGGAGGUGUUGCGACAGGCAAGAUUGAGGAAGACCCCCAAGGGAAGGGUUCCCAUCGGUACGUCUUCGGACGAAUCGGACUACUCAUCGAGCGAAGAGGAGAUCAUUUGGAGUGGGAAGAGGAAAGAACAGCCGCCACGAAGUGUGAAGGGCAAGGAGAAGAUGACAAUGGAGGGAGAAUACGAUGAGGUGGAUGAGGUGGACGAGGAGGCGUAUGGGGAUGUUGAUGAUGAUGAUGAUGACCCAGACUAUGCAUUCUACAGCCGCGGGCUCGGUGAGGAGGACGAGCAAGACAGGGUACGCGGUGUUCAUAACUGUCCUCCCCCUCCUCCAACCACUGGCAUCGUGGACUUGGAGGCCGAGGGAGCCUCACAUGAUGACCGGGAAAGGGCUGCGGCAAAGGCCCUUGCACAAAGAGACUGGGCAGAAGUGCAGAAACGCAUCGAGGAGGACAAUGCAAAGCGCUUGGCAGUGCCACGUCCGGGGUCGCUUUCGGGGCUUAGCAUGCCUCCACCAGCAGCUCGGGUCGUGGGCCCAAAGGACAAGCAGCAGCAGAAGGAGCAGUCACAACAAGGGCAGCAGGAGGAAGAGGAACACGAAGACCAGCGGCGACACAAGGAGCAACAGGAAGAGAGUCAGCAACAGGAGCAAAAACAGCAAGAGGAGGAGCAACACCAGCAGGAGAAGCAGCAACAGCAGGAAAAGCAGCAGCCGCACGAGAAGCAGCAACUUGAAGAGCAGCAGCGGCAACAGCACCAAGAGGACAAUUAGUACCAAGCGGAGCAGCAUCGCUUGGA
Chara braunii is the source of this 3279-nucleotide messenger RNA. NCBI's taxonomy places the organism in Eukaryota, Viridiplantae, Streptophyta, Charophyceae, Charales, Characeae. The record is from the annotation of a GenBank genome assembly.